AACUCAGAUUUAACAAUUAUGAAUGACACAAACAUUACCACAGCAUUCACGCCUUACGGACUGCCAAAAUCUCUAGUUUUUAUCAUAGUGGUGAUUCAAAGUUUGAUUAUUGUGGCAGCACUUUGUGGAAAUGUACUUGUUUGUUUGGCGAUUUGCGUCAAUAAGAACCUACGAGAAACACCAUCCAACUACUUUCUUUUUUCGCUUGCGGUCUCUGAUAUCCUAACAGCCACUUUAUCCAUGCCAUUUGAUGUUGACCAGACAUUAAAACCAAACUGGAGGUGGGACCAUGGACCAACGAUUUGCAAACUGUGGACAACAAUUUAUCUAAUUGCUGUUCCCACAUCGAUUCUGAGCCUGCUGGCGGUCAGCGUCGACAGAUACAAGGCGAUCACCGACCCCUUGAAUAAGUUUAAACGCUCACCGUUUUUGACGAGAAAAAGAGCAACUGUAGUCGUCGUAGGGUUGUGGGUAUAUUGCAUUGUGUUCGCGCUGAUUCCUAUGAUGGGCUGGAGCUUGCGCCCCGAUGAGAUAAACAUCGAAAAUGAAUGUGUGUUUAACACUCCAAGGAUAUACUCACUGCUUAACUCAUGCCUUAACUUCUAUCUUCCCCUCUUCAUCAUGGUCAUCAUUUACUUUCAAAUUUAUAGAAUAGCUAGUCGAAUGAAUAUUGUGUUGGACGARCGAGCUAAACUUUCUAUUACAAAUCAUUCGCAAGGAAAGUCGUUGUCUGCAACAUUACCAUAUCUUAAAGCAUCACCGACUCCCUCGACAGACGACGGACAGCCCCUAUAUUCGCCUGAUAUGUGCCCGGUUAAAAAGGUUAAGAGACAAAGAAAGAAUUUKAACCGAAGCGUCAAGACAGCCAAGAGUAUUUUGAUUAUUGUYUGUGCACUUUUCUUUUGYUGGAUACCACACACUACAGUCAGUGUAGUUGCUGUGUUUUGUAAAAGUUGUUAUGUUGCUAUCCCUGCACCAGUUUAUUCUUUUCUCCUUAUUCUCGGUUAUCUAAACUCUGCUCUUAAUCCCCCACUCUACUCACUUUAUAACCCAAAGUUCAAAGAAGCGUUCAGAAAGAUUUUACGGCUAAAAGUCGUUAAAUCACAGCAAAGGCAUUGCUCUAGYUAUUCGCCGUCAGACGGUGGAUCAAGGAUAAAGAACAGUAUAUAUUUUCAUGGCAAUAGGCAAAGCACAGGAAGUCGGAUGCGCACAGAAACUGCAGCUUAAUUGGAGAUGUAAUCACUGAAAGGUGAUGGGAAACUGUUGUUUUGAUAACAUGAUAAGAUUUUUACAUCCUGCGUCAUUACAUGUAUGGAUUGAACAUUCAGGAAAAGGAUUGAAAUAUAGGUUUGAAAAAUUGAAUUUAUCUCGACGCUAGAUACACAUAUAUUGGUCUAAUUCGUAUUGCAUGAUGUAACUUUUGAUUUACAACAAGACYUUGAUGGAAAAUAGAAAACAAAUAAAUAACUAGUGAUAUCAUAAUACAAUAUCUACCGAUAUCCCUGAAUAUGAUGAUAAAUGAACUGAAAAUGUCAUCUAAUCUCGUCAAAAUUGUAUUCAAAUAAAUAUCAUUAAAAAAAACAUUACAUCACGAGCGCCACAAGAACCGCAUGCAAGCUGUGCUGCGCAGGAAGUUGUGUUUCAUUUUCACUAGCAUAAAGCGCAAAAGCAUUAGAGAAAAAGAGCAAGAAAGGAAACAUUUUGAUAUCUAAUGCACUUCCUUCGUGUUAGUGCGUUGCGCGUUUUUUACUGUGAAAUAAGACCGCAAAAGUUUUGCCUUUUUUUCGCGCUUACUCUUAUGAAGACCAGGCUUUACGUUGAAUGUUGAUUAAAUGCAUAUAUCAAGCAUAUUCAUUUGUGACUUAGAGCUCCACACCCAAAACCAGUGAUCACAUCCGGUACUUUACUUAUUAAGGCU
This is a messenger RNA of Exaiptasia diaphana, 1918 nucleotides long. Its product is annotated as putative tyramine receptor 2. Gene Ontology annotation, molecular function: G protein-coupled receptor activity. Gene Ontology annotation, biological process: adenylate cyclase-activating adrenergic receptor signaling pathway. NCBI's taxonomy places the organism in Eukaryota, Metazoa, Cnidaria, Anthozoa, Actiniaria, Aiptasiidae. The transcript has a single exon. The record is from RefSeq and is a predicted model, not a curated record. Bases 19 to 1227 code for a protein of 402 amino acids. Gene Ontology annotation, cellular component: membrane.